UGCGCGGAGUCUGAAAGCACCUCCUCUUUUUAAAAAGCGGACCGCAAUGAUUUAGAAGUUCAGGAAUCCCACGUGACGUCACCACAAGGUGAUGUAAUGCUUCUGUAAAUAGAUCAUAUUGUAAUCGCGUUUCACUUCAGCGUGCUUCGUCCCAGCGCGAGGAGCGUUGCUUGUCUCAGUCUGCGUGCGUUUAGGUCUUUUACAUCUCAGAUGAUGAAUGUUGAUCAGGACAGGCCAUUUGUGUGCAUUGCUCCUGGAUGCUCGCAGAGCUUCCAAAGAGAAGACCACCUAAUCAUCCACAGACACAAACAUGAGAUGACGCUUAAAUUCCCUUCUAUUAAGUGUGACAGUAUGCUUUCAGAUCAGACUCCAACACCAACUCGUUUCUUACGGGACUGUGAGGAAGUGGGCCUCUUUACUGACCUGGAGCUUAACCAGUCUCAGACGGAAGAGCAGACCAAACCGAACUUUUCUGCACAGACGUCAGCUCAGAGGCAGCCUCACACCGAAACACAACCUGAGCAAGGUCAACAUCAGCAGUUUCAGCCUCAGCAACAGCAGUCGUGUGCACUGGCCCAUCUGAACCAGAACCAGCUCCAGACGCACAGCUCACAGUGUCAGUCUCAAUGCACUGCCACAUACUCCAGUUCAAAUAAGCAAUCUGCACCCAGUUGUCUACACAGCAGACAGACAAACACUGUCAAAUCAAACAUGAAUAUGGAGUCACAGAUGUCAAUGAACUCCAGUAUUAUUGGCAUACCAGGACCCGCCCACUCUGGCUCAUGCUCCUCCGUUCAGCGGUCAAAGGUCAUACCAGCCCACAGCCAACCUGCAGUUUCCAACGGCAGUCAGAAUCCUCUUUGCCACAUGAUGGAGAUGAUGCCAUCACAACCUCACCCAUUGUCGCAUUUACAAUCUGCAUCUCAUCAUCACGCAUCAUACCAGCAGCACUGCCACAGCCAAUCACCACAAAGGCUCGCACAUCAGCAUCAAAGCCAAGACCAAUCACAUCACAGCCACGCCCACCACUCCACACCCUCGCACUUGCCUCUUGGCCCCUCCCAUCAGAACGCCCCUCCCCUUUCACAUCAGCCAAUACCUAUACAGAUGUCUUCCACACCAAAACAGAGCCAUUGCCCACAGUCUCCUCCACAGCCGGCCACAGGCAGACGCCGACGGACAGCAGAAGACGACCCGGAUGAACGCAGGAGAAAGUUUCUGGAGAGAAACAGAGCUGCUGCUACACGGUGCAGACAGAAAAGAAAAGUCUGGGUGUCGUCGUUGGAGAGGAAGGCUGAGGAACUUACACACACGAACUUGCAGCUACAGAAUGAGGUGACAUCGCUCAGAACAGAAGUCACUCAACUGAAGCAAAUUCUUCUUACACAUAAAGACUGUCCUGUAUCUGUGAGACAGAGAGAGACGCAAAGUGGUAUAGGCAGCCCAACAGGUAGUCCUGUCCAUUCACAUGCUAUCCAACACAACAGCAUCUCAACAAGUUCAACUUUACCCCGUGGCCACCUCACCACACACUCACACUCAACUAGCAACACACAGCUAUAACAUGAUUCUCCAUAGUCAGACAACACAAUCUGUCUUCAGAGCCAUUUGCUCAGGGCCCAUAGAGCCAUACAGAUACUUAUCAGUGCAGAAGCAAAAAUGAACAGCAAUAUGUUUGAUCCACUCUUUCAAACUUGAGUUUAUAACUAAAAUGGAAUGUAUGCAACACAUACAGUUUUAGGCAAAAUUAUUAGUGUGAAAUUUUAAUUCUUUUUCAGAUAUUUUCCAAGGUCUCUUCUAUAGAGGGACGUUAUUUAUAAGUUUUAAUAAUUUAUUUAUAAUAACAAAUUAUUUGAUCUUUGCCAUGGUAACAGUACAUAAUAUUUUUCUAAUACUUUGUCAAGAUAUUAGUAUUCAGAUUAAAGUAAUAUUAAAGGGGCUUAAUAGGUUUAACUAGGCAAGUUAAGCUAAUUAGGCAAGUCAUUGGAAUAUAUAUAUAUAUAUAUAAGAUAUUUUCUUAUUAUAUAUAUAUAAUAAGAUAUUUUCUGUUAAACAUCACUUUGUAAAUAUUUGAAAAAGAAUAAACAUUUCACUGGAGGGCUGAUCAUUUUGCCUUCAGCUGUGUAUUUCUGAAAGGCUGAGUUAAGGCCUGUUCACAUGAAGGAUUAUAAUAAUAUGAUGACUAUUAGAGUCCACAUCAUAUCUAUAAGAAUAAAACACACAUUAACAAUUUUACUGGAAUCACAAUAACUUUUUUACCAGCUGAGUAGGGAUAAAAUCAUAGGCAGCAAGCAAAACCUAUUCUGCCUUUAAGAAAUCAAGCAGGUUGAAGGGGCAGACAACACAACUACUGCCCACAUUCUUAAAUAAAAAAUGUUAUUGUCUAUUAGUGUUUACAACAUAUACUUGAAGUUACAUAUGAGCAAUUCCAGCGUUAUGGAUGUGACAUUUGCAGUAAAAACU
This is a messenger RNA of Danio rerio (zebrafish), 2463 nucleotides long. Lineage: Eukaryota; Metazoa; Chordata; Actinopteri; Cypriniformes; Danionidae. The record is from RefSeq and is a predicted model, not a curated record.